Syzygium oleosum is the source of this 3226-nucleotide messenger RNA. RefSeq names its product replication protein A 70 kDa DNA-binding subunit A. NCBI's taxonomy places the organism in Eukaryota, Viridiplantae, Streptophyta, Magnoliopsida, Myrtales, Myrtaceae. Bases 218 to 2809 code for a protein of 863 amino acids. Gene Ontology annotation, cellular component: nucleus; DNA replication factor A complex. Gene Ontology annotation, biological process: nucleotide-excision repair; double-strand break repair via homologous recombination; DNA replication. Gene Ontology annotation, molecular function: single-stranded telomeric DNA binding; zinc ion binding; damaged DNA binding. The transcript has 2 exons. The record is from RefSeq and is a predicted model, not a curated record.
CGCGAAUUAAUUCCCCCAAAAGGAGUCCGCCACAUUUCAGUUUCCCUCCCAAAACCCAGAAAUGGCGCUUCCCAUCCCUCCUCUUUUAGGGUUUUGAAAAUUUCCCCACUCCCUCUCUCACUCCAGCCAUCGAUCGAUUUCCUCUCGCCGAUCUCUCGAACACUCUCUCUUCACUCCCGUAACCCUAGCGACGACGGCCCCCCUCGCCGGUCCGGUGAUGUCGUCGGUGGCUGCGAAGCUCACGGAUGGCGCGAUAUGGAAGAUCUGCGAGCGCGAGCUCGUCGGGGAGAGCGAGGUGAAGCCGGUGGUGCAGGUGGUGGACAUGAAGAUGGUGAAGACCCCGAGCAAUCAGAACCAGAACCCGAGCGGCGGCGUGGAGCGGGAGAGGCAGAGGUUCCGGAUGGUGCUGUCCGACGGGACCCACAUGCAGCAGGGCAUGCUCGCGACGCAGCACAACCACCUGGUUGACUCGGGGCGGCUGCAGAAGGGCUCCAUCAUCAGGAUGAAUCACUUCGUCUGCAGCCCCGUCAAGGAUCGACUGAUUAUCGUUAUUGUUGACUUGGACGUUGUACUUGACAAGCAUGAUCUUAUUGGAGAACCUGUAAUGGCGAAAGUUCCUGGAAGUGAAGCGGCAAAACCAAGUUUGCCCACACCCUCUUUACAGAACACGUAUGGUGGAUCUUACACGAGUAAUAUUGAUCAGGGAAGGUAUCCUGCAACAAGCACUGCUCCUUCUUAUGGCAAUGCUGCUCCCGUUGCUCCUGCGUACUCAAACACAGAACCUGGUGUUCCUAGGUCAGCUCAGUUUGGUGGGUCCUAUACUAAUCAGAACAUGGGUUUCCGUAAUAAUACCAAUGAAUUUCUACGCACACCUGUAAAUACCUAUGCCCACCAGCCUCAGCCAUCAUAUCAGCAACCGCCACCAAUGUACAUGAAUCGAGGACCUAUAGCAAAGAAUGAAGCUCCCCCUAGGAUAAUUCCAAUAGCUGCUCUCAACCCUUACCAGAACAGGUGGACAGUUAAGGCCAGAGUGACUGCAAAGGGUGAGCUUAGGCAUUACAACAAUCCGCGUGGUGAUGGAAAAGUGUUUUCUUUUGAUCUUCUUGAUUCGGAUGGUGGGGAAAUCCGUGUGACAUGCUUUAAUGCUGUCGCUGACCAGUUUUACAACCAGAUUGAAACGGGCAAGGUGUACUUAAUUUCCAGGGGUACUUUGAAACCUGCUCAGAAGAAUUUCAAUCACCUCCGAAAUGAUCAUGAGAUAUAUCUGGAAACCACCUCUAUCGUACAGCCAUGUAAUGAGGAUGAUAACCAAAUUCCAAGGCAGCAGUUUCAUUUUCAUCCCAUUAGUGAUGUUGAAGGCAUGGAAAGCAACAGUAUUGUCGACGUAAUUGGUGUUGUUCACUCUAUAAAUCCGGUUGCAUCCAUAAUGAGGAAAAAUGGUUCUGAAACUCAGAAAAGAACCCUUCAUUUGAAAGAUGAGUCUGGCCGAAGUGUCGAAUUGACUUUGUGGGGGAACUGUUGUAAUGCAGAAGGUCAAAGGCUGCAAAUUCUGUGCGACUCUGGACAGUAUCCGGUACUGGCAGUGAAAUCUGGUAGAGUCAGCGAUUUUAAUGGGAAGGCAGUGGGUACUAUUUCUACUAGCCAGUUAUUUAUAGAGCCUGACAUCGAAGAGGCUCGCAGGCUCAAGGAGUGGUUUGAGCGGGAUGGUAAAACUGCCCCUACAGUAUCCAUAUCGAGAGAAAUGACAAGCAUGGGCAGGACAGAUGCAAGAAAAACUAUAUCGCAAAUCAAAGAUGAAAAGCUAGGGACUUCUGAGAAGCCAGAUUGGAUUACAGUUUCUGCCAAUAUUGCAUAUAUAAAGUUGGAUAAUUUCUGUUACACAGCCUGUCCCAUUGUAAUUGGAGAUCGCCAAUGCAACAAGAAAGUUACAAACAACGGCGAUGGGAAAUGGCGGUGCGAUAGGUGCGACCGCUGUGUUGAUGAAUGUGACUACAGGUACAUUCUCCAGAUCCAGAUUCAGGACCACACUGGGCAAGCAUGGGUGACUGCAUUUCAGGAAUGUGGUGAGGAAAUAAUGGGUGUGUCUGCAAAGGAGUUGUUCUCUCUGAGAACUGAGCAUGAAGAUGAGAGGUUCGGAGAAAUCGUCCGCAAGGUUUUCUUCACCAAAUUCCUAUUCAAGUUAAAAGUGAAGGAGGAGAUCUUUAGUGAUGAACAACGCGUGAAGUCUACUGUUGUCAAAGCAGACAAGGUAAAUUUCUCGUCAGAGGCCAGGUUUCUUCUGGAUUUAUUGGAGAAGAACAGAGCAGAUGGGUCUGGUUCUUCUGAUGUCAAGUUGGAAAACUUAGUUUCGAACUCCGGGAUGAACAGUAUUUUAACUGGGAAUGCUGAGAGUAAGCAAUCUUCAUCUUUUGCGGGGAACUAUUCCAUGGGAAACAAUGCUGGUACGGGAGCUUAUAGGUCACCGGCGAACUCUACUUCGGCAGUUCAACAUGGAAACCAGUACAAUGGUGCUAGACUUUCCAUGACUGGCCCACUCGAUAUGAAUUCAAGCUGCACUAGCUGCGGGAGAAGCGGCCAUAGCUCAACAAAUUGCCCGAGCAUCAUGAGCGGCCCUUCUCAGACGAUGGGAGGGGCAUACAUGAAUAGAGCUCCUGGAGGUUCUGGUGAUACAUGCUAUAAGUGCAAUCAAACUGGGCACUGGGCAAGGGACUGUCCUGGGCUAAGUGCGGUUCCACCUGCCUAUGGAAGCAGUGCCACAACACCUGGGAGGUAUGGGAUGGUUUCCAGGGAAAGGGUCGGUGGGUUUUGAGAGUAAUGUAAUGGAGCCAGCUCUUUUUUAUACCUUUUCUUAUCCUUGUUCUUUUGGGUUUGAACGAUGGUAAGGCGUUCCAGUGUUUCGUGGAGGGAAUAUGAUGCAGGAGGAUGCCCUGUGCUGUGUGAGGAAUAUUUUUGGAGUAAGGGUUGGAAUAAGCUGACUCGCGGUUUCAUUUCAUGAAAAAUGCUACCCUUUACUAAUUCUCAAGUCUAUGAAGGAGUUCAACCAAAAAAAAAAGUCUAUGAAGGAGCGGUGGGAGGGGGUUCGCGUUUAUAAUGAUGAGGAGGUGCUGUUUUUCACAGACAUUUGUUUGAUAACUGUAGUGGUGUCCUUCGUAAUGUGUUAGCUCGAGUAUUUUUCUCUAUACUUUCCUCCAGUAUUAUCAUCAGAUAUUUGUUCGGUUUAGUUUUA